This is a messenger RNA of Perca fluviatilis (European perch), 1623 nucleotides long. RefSeq names its product tetraspanin 7 (gene tspan6). The coding region runs from base 176 to 931 and encodes 251 amino acids. Gene Ontology annotation, cellular component: membrane. NCBI's taxonomy places the organism in Eukaryota, Metazoa, Chordata, Actinopteri, Perciformes, Percidae. The transcript has 8 exons. The record is from RefSeq and is a predicted model, not a curated record.
UUUAAAGCUCUUUUUUUCCCUUAGGAAAGUGAAUCUGGGUUAGUGACGACACUUCCCCCUCUCCUCGGAUUUAUCCCUGAAGUUUUUUUUUCUCCCCCUCUACCAUCCUGGCGUUGUGAAGUCAACUUUUCUCUCUUUUUUUUCCCAGUUUAAAGUAAAAACAGUAACAUAAACCAUGUCGCCGCCGUCCCGACGGCUUCAGACGAAGCCAGUGAUUACCUGCUUGAAGACUUUCCUCAUCUCCUACAGCCUCAUAUUCUGGUUCACAGGCGUGAUCCUGCUGGCUGUCGGCGUGUGGGGGAAGGUGAGCCUGGAGGCCUAUUUCUCUCUGGCCUCUGAGGAGAGCACCAAUGCACCAUAUGUCCUCAUCGGGACCGGAGCCAUUAUCGUUAUUUUCGGCCUGUUCGGUUGCUUUGCUACAUGCCGCGGCAGCCCAUGGAUGCUCAAACUGUAUGCCAUGUUUCUGACCUUGGUGUUCCUGGCUGAGCUCGUGGCCGGUGUCUCAGGCUUUAUCUUCAGACAUGAGAUCAAGGCCAAGUUAGGCGUUGCCUAUAAAAAAGCUGUGAAGUCCUACAAUAGCACAGACAGCAGCAGCAUUGCAGUUGACGCCAUCCAGAGGACUUUGCAUUGCUGCGGUGUGAACAAUUACACUGACUGGAGUGACACAGCUUACUUUGAAAAGAAUGGCAUCCCUGCCAGCUGUUGUAAAGACAACACCAACUGCUCACCAGAGACCCUAAAAGACCUCGACAAGGCUGGGAAAGAGGUGUACACAACGGGCUGCUUCUCACGGGUGACCCAUGUGAUGGAGUCCAACUUGGGAAUCAUCGCAGGGAUUUCUUUUGGGAUUGCAUUCUUCCAGCUCAUUGGGAUAUUCCUGUCCUGCUGCUUGUCUCGAUACAUAACCAACAACCAGUACGAGAUGGUCUAACAGUGUCCACAGGUCACUGAUGGGCAGCUCCUGAUGCAAAUUGAGUUGAAAGAAUCUCCUGUGAUUUUAUUAUUGUGUGCGUGUCAUAGUUGAUAUUAUUUUAGAGAGGGAAAAACACUCAUAGCUUCUUCUUUUUAUGUAGUCUGACCAAUGACAAACAAGCAGAAGGAAGAUUAUGUACAGGAAAUCCAAAAAGGGAAGUUAUCUACAGUGUAGUUUGACCAAACGUUUAAGGGACUUUUUCAUUUUGGAGAUAAUUUGUUACUCCUGAGAUUUAAUUAGGGAUUUCUUUCAAGCGUAGAUGUAGACUUUCAUUUGAGUUAAAUAACUCAACCAAUUGUCAUUGAACAUUUCCAUUUCUUGUCUUUGUAUAAUGCAGCUGCCUUAUUUUGUAAUUUUGCUAAAAAGUUAGUCUGUAGCUAAGCAGAAGAAAUCUAGACAGUAAGCUGAUAAAUGUUAAACUUUCCUGCAACACUAAGUGAAUUUCUGUGUGUGUGUUUGUGUGAAACCAACAUAAUGGGACAAGGAGGUCGUCACCCUGAAGUGUGUGUGUGAUUAACUGUCACCACUUGAAAAUGAGCCUUACUGAAUACCUAGGCCAGUAUUGUUGAAAUCCCAGUGUUAAAUUGUUAUUCUUUUGUGGAUGCAUGUGAAAUACUUGAAGAAAAAAAAUAAAGAUGAAAUUUAGUAUC